AUGGGACUGAGCUCUACCAACGAUGAUGAGCAUCAAGAACUCGAUAAUGCAAUUGGAAUUAUUUCGCCGUCUCGACUUCCCCCGACUUCGUCAGAGAUCAGUAACGCUGGAUCUACACUGGAGAACAACGAUGAAGAGCCCAUCGACAACAGAGAAAAGAACACCUUAUCAUCGAUAAAAGAAGCAUCGACGAUACCUCUACCAGUGGAUGAGACUGUCAAUGAAGAUCCCAACUUACAGGAGGAAGCACCAGAACUAUCGAAAGCUCGACAGAUAGCCAUCGCGGUGACUCUGAUGGGAUUAAGCGUCAUGACUGUAUCUGGUGUCCAGGUUUUGAAUAUCGGUUUACCGACUAUACAGAAAGAUUUGGGUAUGAAAGAUACGGAUCUUCAGUGGAUAUCAAGUGCUUACUCAUUGACGAAUGGAUGCCUUUUACUACUUAGUGGUAGAUUGGCGGACGUAUAUGGUCGAAAAUUGUUAUUAAUGAUUGGGAUGGUAUGGCUAGCGGUAUGGAGCACAGUGGGAGGGUUUAUGCAAAAUGGCACGGGAAUAGUAGUGUCGAGAGCUUUGGCAGGAUGUGGAGCUGCAUUGGCAACACCAAGCGCUACUGGUAUUAUCGCUCAUCUAUAUACGGGCAGGGCAAGGCAACUUGCCUUUACAUGUUUUGGAGCAGGGGCUGCUCUGGGAGGUGCAUUAGGUUUGAUAGUUGGCGGAAUCUUUGUUUCUUUUGUCAAACAUUCAUGGAGAUCAGCGCUAUGGUUUGUUGGUGGUCUGAGUUUCGCUGCUAGUGCAGCAGCAUGGCUGGUCAUUCCUUGGGAUAAAUCCCAUACAGAGAACAAAAAAAUAGAUUGGCCAGGUGCAAUGUUGAUCACAUGUGGUUUGAUCUUACUUCAAUAUGUUGUCAGUGCGGGUGAAUCAGCGCCUCAGGGAUGGAAGACGAGCUAUAUAAUCGCUUUCAUCAUCUUAGGAGUUUUCAUAGUAGCAGCGUUCUUCUUUUGGGAGAAGAGAUUACAAGACAGGGAUUCCAAGCCACCUUUGAUGAGAUUACAAUUAUGGACAAGAUCCAAUGGUAAAUUAUCAGCGGUCUAUUUCAUCGGAUUCUCAGCUUGGAUGUCAUUCACUUCGUACUUAUACUGGGUCACCUUACUUUUCCAAGAAGUACAAGGGACAGGAGCAGUAGGAGCGAUGUUACGGUUCUUACCGUCCGAAAUAUCAGGUGUCAUCUGCAAUGUCCUAGUGGGACUAUUGAUCCACCGUCUACCUGCCCAAUGGAUAGUCUGUUUCGGUCUAUUUGCUUGCGGUUUGGCCGGUAUGUUCUUCGCUAUAUCCGGGAAGGAUACCAAUUACUGGACGUUCCCUUUUCAAGGAAUGUGGUUGUCAGCUGCUGGGGCAGAUCUAGUGUUUGCCCCAGCGAUUAUAUUCGUCUCUCUACUUUCAUUACCUGACGAACAUUCCGUGGCUGGUGCAUUGCUCAUGACAGUCAUGAGAUUAGGCGGGUCAUUUGGGUUGGCAUUCACAUCUGUCAUAGCUGAUGUGGAGCGACAAAAAGCAUAUAGUAGAGGUGCAGAAAGGAUUGCUGGGUACCUGAAAGGGUUACAGGCCGCUUUUUGGCUAGGUGCGGCGGUAGCUUGGGCAGGCAUGAUCGUUGGUCUGAUGGCACUUCGGGGUUUGGGCGUGUUGGGCAAAUCGACCGAGAAGAAGGAAGGAGACGGACAAGGAGAAGUUGACGUGAAGGGUAAGGGCUCGGAUGCGGAAAGGGGUAAUGAGAUUCAGUUGCAAGAUCUGCCUCGCCACAAGAAUAAAGAUGGCAGCGGAAAUGAAUUAGUUUGA
This is a messenger RNA of Kwoniella mangroviensis CBS 8507, 1830 nucleotides long. RefSeq lists its product as uncharacterized. The record is from RefSeq and is a predicted model, not a curated record. Bases 1 to 1830 code for a protein of 609 amino acids. Gene Ontology annotation, cellular component: membrane. Gene Ontology annotation, molecular function: transmembrane transporter activity. NCBI's taxonomy places the organism in Eukaryota, Fungi, Basidiomycota, Tremellomycetes, Tremellales, Cryptococcaceae. Gene Ontology annotation, biological process: transmembrane transport. The transcript has 8 exons.